AGGAAGUGGCGGGCGGAGCCAGUGGCCGAGUCGCCGCCUCAGCUGCCGCCACCGCCGCCUGUGGCGAGACCCCGAGCUGGCGGGUCGGCGCGGGGCUUGCGCGCGGACGGGCGGGGGCACUGCCGAGGAGCGGGAAGCGGCGGCCGCGCCGGCGUGAGCGGCUGGCCGGGGCGGAGGCGCCGGGAGGCGGCGGGGCGCUCGGGGCUGCCCUCCUCGCUCAGCAUAAUGGAUCCAAGCCUAUUGAGAGAACGGGAGCUGUUUAAAAAACGAGCUCUUUCCACUCCUGUGGUAGAGAAACGUUCAGUGACUUCUGAGUCAUCAUCGUCAUCAUCAUCAAAGAAGAAGAAAGCCAAGGUAGAACAUGGAGGAUCAUCAGGCUCUAAACAGAGUUCUGAUCAUAGCAAUGGAUCAUUUAACUUGAAAGCUCUAUCAGGAAGCUCUGGAUAUAAGUUUGGCGUUCUUGCUAAAAUUGUGAAUUACAUGAAGACACGGCAUCAGCGAGGAGAUACACAUCCUCUAUCUUUAGAAGAGAUUUUGGAUGAAACACAGCAUUUAGAUAUUGGACUCAAGCAGAAACAAUGGUUAAUGACUGAGGCGCUAAUCAACAAUCCCAAAAUUGAAGUAAUUGAUGGGAAGUAUGCCUUCAAGCCCAAAUACAAUGCAAAAGACAAGAAAACCCUGCUUAGGCUCUUAGAUCAGCAUGACCAGCGAGGAUUAGGAGGGAUUCUUUUAGAAGACAUAGAAGAAGGAUUCCCCAAUUCCCAGAAAGCUGUCAAGGCUUUAGGGGACCAGAUACUUUGUGUAAAUCGCCCUGAUAAGAAGAAAAUACUUUUUUUCAAUGAUAAGAGCUGUCAGUUUUCUGUGGAUGAAGAAUUCCAGAAACUUUGGAGGAGUGUCACUGUGGAUUCAAUGGAUGAGGAGAAAAUUGAAGAAUAUCUGAAGCGACAGGGUAUUUCUUCCAUGCAGGAAUCUGGACCAAAGAAAGUGGCCCCUAUUCAGAGAAGGAAAAAGCCUGCUUCACAGAAAAAGCGACGGUUUAAGACUCAUAACGAACACUUGGCUGGAGUGCUGAAGGAUUACUCGGAUAUUACCCCUGGCAAAUAGGGGACACUUUUGACCUUGAACAAAAUUGAGACCUUUCUUAUUGAUGCUCUGGAUCUGAAGACUGUCUUGUCUUCCUAUUUACUUCUCAGGACUGAGGAGAGGAGCAGUCCAGUUUACAGAACCAUUGUGGGUUAUCAAAUUCAAAGCUUAUUUUACCUGAAUAGGCUGAGGAGACAUGUGAUAGCCCUGUUCAACUUUUGUUACUUCUUGGGAGGAAGGCACUUAGCAUGGCAUGCAGGUGCUUUUGCUAUUUAUCUCUACUUCUAAAUGGUUCCUGGUUCCAUUUUUCUUCUUUGUUUAGAACAAGUUGGCAGAUAGUCUUGAAUGCCGUAUUUCUUUAUUCCAAAAGGACAUAUUUAUAAUAAAAUCAUUGUAGAAAGAUUCUUAA
Molecule: messenger RNA, 1492 nt
Organism: Castor canadensis (American beaver)
Lineage: Eukaryota; Metazoa; Chordata; Mammalia; Rodentia; Castoridae
Gene: Gtf2e2
Product: general transcription factor IIE subunit 2
Biological process (GO): transcription initiation at RNA polymerase II promoter
Cellular component (GO): transcription factor TFIIE complex
Molecular function (GO): TFIIH-class transcription factor complex binding
Source: RefSeq, a predicted model, not a curated record